CGUCAACGUUGUGUUUCCCCAGAUUUCCAAUCUAGAAUUUAUUGCGGAGCAGUGCCGAAAAUGGGCCCGACGUGAAGACGCAUGCAGAGCUUUCCGAUGCCCAACCAGCAAGAGGAAAACAAGCAGCGAGAUGGUGUCGAGACAGUAUGGGAGCGGAUGGAUGAAUGGACUUUCGUUUGGGCGGCCUGCCGUCGCUUGGUCGGUACCCCAACCGAGGGCCGCUCUUCCAUAGCAUUAACAGUCGGUCAACCCCAGCCUUUUCCCCUGCUUGGGUUUUUUUCCUUUUCCCCUGUCUUGGAUUUCUGGGACCCUGGCAUCGUUUGGUGUCAUCGCCCCGUCUCUUGCCAGCGCUGUGUCGAGGUGAUGCUUCUGCUGCAAGGCUUUAGCUUCGCCUGGCACACGACGUCGCCAUAAAGGAUUAUCAUCUCCGUUCAUCUCAACUGCGACCAUCGUCAUGUCAUCGUCGGACGACGACGCAGAGGUCACCAUCACAGGGCAUAAGAUCGACCCCAUCCGCGCCGCAGAGAGUAACUCGAACGUAUUCAUCGCUGUCGUCUGCGUCGUUUGGAGUCUCGCGUUCUGCACGGCACUCGUCCGGUUCUACACAAGGGCGAUCGUGGUGAGGUCGUUUGGGAAGGAUGAUAUCUUCAUGGUGUUGGCCGUGCUCUGCGGCAUAGGAGGUCUCGCCGCCUGGAUAGUAGGCUGCCACAAUGGCUACGGCCAACACACCGACACCAUCCCACGAGACAGGUGGAAGAUCCUUCUCGAAGCUCAGUUCUUCCAAUCCGUCAUUGAAGCCUCCUUCGCUUUUGGCUUCCUCAAAAUCUCAAUCGCCCUCUCGCUGUUACGCCUCAGCAGGGGAAAGUGGUACAAAUGGAUACUCUGGGGCCUGAUCACGUUCACCGUCUUCUACACAUUGUUCGCCUUCAUCACCUUCAUGACGAGAUGUCAACCGGUUUCAGGGCAGUGGAAUCCGGACAUCAAGCCAAAGUGUUAUGGAAAGGUCAUGUAUAGGAAUUUCGGACUGUUCAACACGGCAUGCAACAUCUUUACCGACCUGUCAUUUGCCACGCUGCCGAUUCCACUCAUUUGGAGCCUGCAGCUGCAGAGGAGGCUUCGGAUUUAUUUGAUUGCUAUUCUGAGUGGCGGCUACUUUCUUCAACUAGACAUAGGCAUCAUCGCCGCCUGCGCCCCCACCCUUCGCCCCCUCCUCGGCCGCUUCCUCCGCCUCUCCCCCAUCGCCUACCGCGAAGCAAACUACUACCGCGCCGGCAAGGCUCUCGACCGAUUACCCCUCCACUCGCGCCACCCGGGACGAGACACGAGCAUCAACGGCAUUCGAGCCGCCUACCUCCGACAAAACACCGAUCUUGACCUCGAAGAACGACAGUUUAUUGAGCUCUUAACAGGGGAGAAGAGAGGGAAGUGGGGAAAUCAUGCCACAGCGUUGCACAUGGAGUACGUCCGCUCACCCGCGGUCAGAAGCACCAAGAUUACGAGUGGGGGGGAGACAGAGACGAUUGUUCAGGGCGGGGUUGGGGUGGCGGAUAAGGGACAGGGGAGUGAUGACGAGAGGGAUUUGAUAUUGCCUGCAGGUUUGAGAGGCGAGGAGGGGGGGUUGAGGGGGAUUGUGAAGACGACUGAGUUUAGGGUUGAGAAGUGA
Messenger RNA from Podospora bellae-mahoneyi, 1663 nucleotides. RefSeq lists its product as uncharacterized. NCBI's taxonomy places the organism in Eukaryota, Fungi, Ascomycota, Sordariomycetes, Sordariales, Podosporaceae. Bases 455 to 1663 code for a protein of 402 amino acids. The record is from RefSeq and is a predicted model, not a curated record. The transcript is spliced from 3 exons.